AGGUGAAAGAUAUAUUAGGAAAUGUGAAACCAUGAGAUGCCCGUGUUCCCUACUUCACUUCACUCCAAAUUCUCUUGUUUUACUUCAACUAAAGUAACCCCUAUCAUUAUACUAUAUGACCCAUCAAUUAAAAGAAAUCAAAGAUACAACCUUUUUCAUUCUCUCUCUUUCUCUUUCUCUUUCUCUCUCUCUCUGCUCCACUUUUCUUCAUAACCAUUGCAAAUCACUCUCCCCCAUACUUUGCUCCAAACUGAAUCACAGAUAGUGGUUAUAUGUAGACGAAGAGAAGAGAAGAUCAAAUCAAAUAAUGUGAUCAAUUCAAGUGACGAUAUGAUGUGGGAGAUCUCCAGCCAUUGGAGGACCUUGGCUUUCUUCCUUUUCCUUCUGAUUCAUUCAUCCGCUCUAAACUCCGAUGGGACUAUCUUGCUCUCUUUCAAACACUCUGUUCUUAGUGACCCUCUCUCUGUCCUUAACAAUUGGAACUACGCCGAUCAGACCCCGUGCAGCUGGACCGGUGUCAUAUGUGUCCAAGUACAACAGGGUCCACUCGGGUGGUCAGACAUGUUCCGGGUCAUCAGCUUGUCCCUCCCAAGCUCUCAGCUUUUGGGCUCAAUACCGGAAGAUUUAGGACUUCUCCCUAAUCUUAAGACCCUUGAUUUCUCCAACAAUUUCCUCAACGGUACUCUUCCUGCCACACUUUUCAACUCUUCUCAGCUCCAGAUUCUCUCUCUAGCUAAUAAUAUGAUCUACGGCGAAAUCCCGGAACCAGCCGGAGAAUCAACCGGCUUGAAAUUACUCAAUCUGUCGGACAAUGCAUUGGGUGGAAGUAUUCCCCAAAAGAUGGCUUCUUUUCAGAAUCUGACAGUUCUUUCUCUCAGGAGCAACUAUUUCUCAGGCAGUAUUCCGGCAGGUUUUGGGUCCGUCGAGGUUCUGGACUUUUCCUCGAAUCUGCUCAACGGAUCUUUGCCUACUGGUUUUGGAGGAGAAAAUAUAAGAUUCUUGAAUCUCUCUAGUAACAGGCUUUCCGGAUCCGUAUCUUUGGAUUUCGCAAAGAAGAUUCCGGCGAAUGCUUCUAUUGAUCUCUCGUUCAAUAAUCUUACCGGUAAAAUCCCGGAUGCUUUGUCAUUGUUGAACCAAAAGACAGAGUAUUUCUCCGGAAAUGCGGAUCUUUGCGGAAGGCCGCUGAAGAAGCAAUGUACAAUUCCAUCAACUCUAACCGUUCCUCCAAAUGUCACUUCAAGUAGUUCUAGUUCUCCAGCCAUUGCCGCCAUUCCUAGGCCGAUUCAAUCGGGAAGCACUGAUCAGGGCUCUCAGCAGCAACAGAGCAAGUUGAAAGCAGGUACUAUAGUCGGAAUUGCCGUCGGAGAUUUAGCUGGAAUAGGGUUGCUCGUUGUUGUAAUCUUUUACGUCUAUCAAUGGAAGAAGAAGAAUAGAACAGAGGAAAUCAAUGGCAAUGGCAAUGGCAAAGUCAAAGAAGAUCCGCCAAAAGAUUCAAAAGGUAUCGCAGGAUGGUCUUGCCUGAGCAUGUUAAACGGAGAGGAUACAUCGGAUGCAACAGGCUCUGAGAGCGAUGAGAACAAUGGGAUUGAUAGUUUUCAUGUCCCAGCCGGUAAUGCCACCAACGACGGUGAAAUUGUUAAGAAAGACGAUAGGUUGCUGGUCAUGGUGGACGGAGAAACAGAGCUGGAUCAGGAGACGUUGCUGAAGGCGUCUGCUUAUAUAUUAGGGUCGAUGGGUCCAAGUAUAGUUUACAAGGCGGUGCUCGGAGAUGGGACGGCUUAUGCAGUCAGAAGAAUCGGGGAGGGAGGAGUGGUGGUGAAGAUGAGAGAAUUCGAGAGUCACGUCAGGGCAAUAGCUAAGUUGCGGCAUCCCAAUUUGGUGAAAGUUCGUGGGUUUUAUUGGGGAGAAGAUGAGAAGCUCGUUAUCAGUGAUUAUGUCUCCAAUGGCAGUCUCGCCACCAUUACUGGUUAUAAAAAAAUGGGAUCUUCUCCGAGCUACCUACCGUUUCAAGUGCGGCUCAAGAUAGCAAGAGGGAUAGGUCGUGGGUUAGCAUACAUUCACGAUAAGAAACACGUGCAUGGAAACGUCAAGUCCAGCAACAUCCUCUUAACACCCGACAUGGACGCCGUCAUCUCCGAUUUUGGCCUUAACCGUCUCAUCACCGGUGGUGGCCGCCACCACCGUCGCAGCAGCGCGACAGGCGGAGCCACCCGCCACUUUGGAAGCAAGAGAUCCUCCGCCUCAAACGACGAUCUCUCUGUGGCGGCAAGCAGCCCGUAUUCGGCGGGAUUUGUGGGGUGCACUUCUCCUUAUCAUGCGCCGGAAUCCCUUGAGAAUCUCAAACCAAAUGCUAAGUGGGACGUUUAUUCUUUUGGAAUUGUAAUCCUGGAGCUUCUAACCGGGAGGGUUAUCUCCGACAGAGAAUUGGCCCAGUGGGCCGGAGGUUCGGUGACGAUGGAGGAAGGUGACCGAGUCUUGAGGAUGGCUGACGUGGCGAUCAGGGGUGAGGUGGAAGGGAGGAAAGAUGCCAUCUUGACAUGCUUUAAGUUGGGUUUGGACUGUGUUUCGUUGGUCCCACAGAAAAGGCCUUCCAUGAGGGAAAUUGUACAAGUCCUUGACAAAUUACCUUAAAAAUGAUGAAAGCAAAAGGUGGAUCGAACAAUUGUGAUUUUCUUUUUGACUAAAGAGGGGAGGAUUGCAAUUUCUUCCCCCCCCCCCCCCCAGAUAAAUGUUUGGGUCUGUUUAUUCAUUGUAUUAUUAACAUUUGGACUCCAAAUUUUAUAUGAUCCAACCCUGACUGCUGAUAUAUAUGUUAAAAAGACAAUAUAACACAAGCAACAUGCAUCAUCUAUU
Impatiens glandulifera is the source of this 2853-nucleotide messenger RNA. Its product is annotated as probable LRR receptor-like serine/threonine-protein kinase At4g37250. Gene Ontology annotation, molecular function: protein kinase activity; ATP binding; protein binding. The transcript has 2 exons. Bases 331 to 2631 code for a protein of 766 amino acids. The record is from RefSeq and is a predicted model, not a curated record. Gene Ontology annotation, biological process: protein phosphorylation. NCBI's taxonomy places the organism in Eukaryota, Viridiplantae, Streptophyta, Magnoliopsida, Ericales, Balsaminaceae.